Rhinolophus ferrumequinum (greater horseshoe bat) is the source of this 744-nucleotide messenger RNA. RefSeq names its product keratin-associated protein 10-3-like. The record is from RefSeq and is a predicted model, not a curated record. NCBI's taxonomy places the organism in Eukaryota, Metazoa, Chordata, Mammalia, Chiroptera, Rhinolophidae. The coding region runs from base 1 to 744 and encodes 247 amino acids. Gene Ontology annotation, cellular component: keratin filament. The transcript has a single exon.
AUGGCCGCGUCCACCUUGUCCGUCUGCUCCAGCAACCUGAGCUAUGGCAGCUGCGUCUGCCUGCCUGGUUCCUGUGACUCUUGCAUGGACUCCUCCUGGCAGGUGGACGACUGCCCAGAGAGCUGCUGCGAGCCUCCCUGCUGCGUCCCCAGCUGCUGCCAGCCCCUCUGCUGUGUCCCCAGAUGCUGUCAGUCCUCCUGCUGUGUCCCCAGCUGCUUCCAGCCCCCCUGCCUGACCCUCAUCUGUGCCCCAGUGAGCUGUGUAUCCAGCCCCUGCUGCCAGGCGGCCUGUGGGCCCAGCCCCUGCCAAACAGUCUACACCAGCUCCUGUCCGCCCUCAUGCUGCCAACAGUCUAGCUGCCAGCCCUCCUGCUGCACCUCCUCCCCCUGCCAGCAGGCCUGUUGCACACCCAUCUGCUGUAAGCCCGCCUGUUGCACACCCAUCUGCUGCAAGCCCGCCUGUUGCACACCCAUCUGCUGCAAGCCCCUCUGUUGCACACCCGUCUGCUCUGGGGCCGCCCCCUGCCCCUCGUCCUGCUGCAGACCCACCUCCUGCGUGUCCCUCAUCUGCCGCCCCGUGUGCAGGCCCGCCAGCUGCGUGCCCAUCUCCUCCUGCUGUGUCCCCGCUUCCUCCUGCCAGCCCAGCUGCUGCCGCCCCACCUCCUGCAUGUCUGUCAUCUGCCGCCCCCUGUGCUCCCGCCCGGCCUGCUGCGUCCCCACCUCGGCCCAGAAGUCCUGCUGCUGA